AUGCCAAGACCAGCUUCAGCUCAAUCUGAACAAGAAGACAAUACUGAUUUACUAUUAAUUGAAGAAUAUGAACGAUUAAAUAAUCAAUUAAGAAUAUUACAAAAUGAACGUCAAAAACAAACUGAAGAAUUUACUGUUAAACUAGGAAAAUAUAAAAAAGCUACAGAAAUAUUAGAAAAAGAAAAUGAAGAAAUUAAAUGUUUGUUAACAUUAGUAGAUAGUGAACAAAAUAGAAAACAAGAUAUGAAAUGUAUUGAACAAUUAAAACAAAUUUUAAAAGAGCAAGAUAAUAUACAAUUACAAAUUGAUGAAUUAAAAACUUAUGGAAAACGUUUAGAUAAUGAGACACGUAAAAUAGAAAAUCUUAUCCAAGAAAAACAACAAAUUCGUAUGAUACAAACUAAAAAAGAAACUGAAACCAAUGAAUUAAAAUUACAAAUUGAAAAAAAAUUAGUUACUAUGGAAAACAAUUUACAUGAAAAAAAUAUGAAAUUUUGUGAUACAUUAGCAUAUAAUAAUAAAAUACGCCAUGAAAUAGAAUGUGCUAGAAAUGAACGAAAUAUUUAUUAUGCAAUACAUCAAAAAUUAAAAGAUAAAUUAAUACAUUUGAAUAAAUUAAAAAUUAAAUUAAUUCAACAAGCAAGUCUUACAUAUGAUCAAAGAGCGGAUGCCAAAAAUAAAAGUAAUGCAUUGAAAGAAAAAAAUGAUAAAGAUAAUAUUGGAUUUGAAACUGAAAUGAAAGAUUUACAAAGAAUUAUUGAUCAUAAUGACCAAUUAAGAAGAUUUAUGACAAUUAAAUCAGAUGAACGUUUAGAUUGGAAACAGAAAGCAGAAAAUCGUCGACGUAAAUAUGGUGCUACUGGUGAAAUAGCACAACAACAAAGAAGUUUAAAAAUUCAAGAAUAUGAAUCAGCAAUGAAUCGUUUACAAUUAAUCACUGGAAAAUCUGAUGUUGAACAAAUGACUAGAUAUUAUAAACGUAAUGAAGAUGAUAACUUUACAAUGUUUAAAUAUGUGACUGAAUUAAAUAAUCAGAUUGAAUGCUUAAAUGAUAAUAUCAUAAAUAUAGAGAAAACAAUUCAUGAAUACGAUGAAGAACAAAAAGUAAUUGAAAGACAAAGAGUUAAUAAAAUGACUGAAUUACAGGCACAAAUCAAGUCUGAUAAAGAAGCAGCUAAUACAGCUGAAAAUCGUACAAUACAUAUACAUAAAUUAUUAGAUCAAAUUAAAACAGAAAUAAAACAGUUAACCAUAAAACUUGGUUGUGAUUUAUCUAGAAUAACCGAAAUGCUUGGCGGUGAUGGUGAUCAAAUAACUGAAAGAAAUUUAAUGCUUUAUCUUAACGUAUUAGAACAAAGAGUAGAUGAAUUAUUAUCAGUUAAAUGUUAUUCACAAACUAAAGGACAUAGUGAUGAGAUGAUUCAAGAAAAUCCGAAGAUAACUUUGGCAACAAAUUUCAUGGAAACCGUAAGAACAAACAGAGAUACAUCACUUGUGUUACCAUCUUUACAAGAUGAAGAUGAUACAAAUGAUGAUGAAAAUACACCAACAUCAAUUCGUCCAUUAUCACAAGCUGAAAUAAUUGGUCGAGUUACACGUCAAUUACAAAAAUUGGAAGCGAAACACCAUCCAUCUAUGAAUACAAAUAAAACUUACAGUCGUGUGUCAUCACCUAAUAGGCGACUAAAAAUUCGUAUGUAA
This is a messenger RNA of Schistosoma bovis, 1701 nucleotides long. The record is from the annotation of a GenBank genome assembly. NCBI's taxonomy places the organism in Eukaryota, Metazoa, Platyhelminthes, Trematoda, Strigeidida, Schistosomatidae.